AUGCCCUCUCGAGACAUCGUGUCCGGGCCAUCGACGCCUCUAGGCCUUCUGAUCGCACAGACUCUAUCAUUUGCCGCGAGCUGUUCCAAUGCAGCCCUCUCCCUCAUCGCCGUUCCCGCAGUCCUCCAAGCGCCCGCUCCCCUCGCCGCAAAACAAUGGUACACCGUCCUGACCCGCGGCGGCACCCUCGCUCGCCCUCUCGCCAUGCUCAGCGCCCUAGCAACAGCCUAUGCCGCCUACACACAACCCCGUGAUUCGAUACCCUUCAAGCUCCAUGUCGCCGCCACCAUCCUCAUCCCAUCGAUAGUGCCCUUCACGUUUGCCUUCAUUGUGCCGACAAACAACAAGUUGAUUGCCAAGAAAGACGAGUUUGCAUCCCUGAGCCAAAAGAGUGCGCGUACGAAGGCGGGCAUGCCGGGUGGCUGGGACGAUGUGGAAGCUGAUCGAUCCGAGACGGUGCAUGCUCUGAUAGAUCGUUGGGCUGUGUUGAACUUGCUGAGGGUGGGGCUGGUCGCUGGAGGAAGCCUAUGUGCCGUGUUGGCCGCCCUGCACCCGUGA
Molecule: messenger RNA, 558 nt
Organism: Plenodomus lingam JN3
Lineage: Eukaryota; Fungi; Ascomycota; Dothideomycetes; Pleosporales; Leptosphaeriaceae
Source: RefSeq, a predicted model, not a curated record